Molecule: messenger RNA, 836 nt
Organism: Pleuronectes platessa (European plaice)
Lineage: Eukaryota; Metazoa; Chordata; Actinopteri; Pleuronectiformes; Pleuronectidae
Gene: rpl6
Product: ribosomal protein L6
Exons: 6
Coding region: 23-799 (258 amino acids)
Biological process (GO): translation
Cellular component (GO): ribosome
Molecular function (GO): structural constituent of ribosome
Source: RefSeq, a predicted model, not a curated record
UUCUUUUUUUAAUUUGCUUCAGAUGGCCGAGGGUGACAAAGUGGCUGUCAAGAGGAAGCACGGGAGCCGGAACCCGGUUCUGGCCCGGGGUAUCGGCCGGUACUCCCGAUCCGCCAUGUUCGGCCGCCGGGCAAUGUACAAGCGGAAGACCAAGACCACCGAGACCAAGGUGGAGAAAAAGCUGAAGGCGAGACCCCAGUUCACUGUUGUGAAGACUGUUGGAGGAGACAAAAAUGGAGGCACACGUGUUGUCAAACGGCGUAAGAUGCCCCGUUACUACCCCACGGAGGAUGUUCCCCGUAAACUGAAGAGCCACGGAAAGAAGCCUUUCAGCCAGCACAAGAGGAAGCUGCGUGCAUCCAUCACCCCAGGAAAUGUCCUCAUUCUGCUCACUGGUCGCCACCGUGGAAAGCGCGUGGUCUUCCUGAAGCAGCUCUCAAGUGGUCUCCUGCUCGUCACUGGCCCUCUUGCUUUGAACAGAGUCCCCCUGCGCAGGGCUCACCAGAAGUUUUGCAUUGCCACCAACACAAAAGUCGACAUCUCUGGCAUGAAGAUCCCCAAGACCCUGAAUGAUGCCUACUUCAAGAAGAAGAAGCUGAGGAGGCCCCGUCACCAGGAAGGAGAGAUCUUUGACACAGAAAAGGAGAAGUACCAGCUGACAGAGCAGAGGAAGACGGACCAGAAGGCCGUUGACGCUCAACUCCUGCCCCUUAUUAAGAAAACCCCUCAGCUGAAGGGAUACCUGCGCUCCAGCUUCUGUCUGUCUAGCGGUGUUUUCCCCCACAAGCUGGUUUUCUAAAUGUGUUAAAUAAAGAGUACCACCAUCUUAAACAAUC